Molecule: messenger RNA, 1304 nt
Organism: Phlebotomus papatasi
Lineage: Eukaryota; Metazoa; Arthropoda; Insecta; Diptera; Psychodidae
Product: L-dopachrome tautomerase yellow-f2-like
Exons: 3
Coding region: 27-1211 (394 amino acids)
Cellular component (GO): extracellular region
Source: RefSeq, a predicted model, not a curated record
GUCAGUUGUGUUGUGAAGGAUUUACAAUGAAGUUGAUUUUGUGUGUUCUAGCCUGUCUAUCUCUUCAAGUGGCUUUCUCCGACGAUGUUGGAAGGGCUUAUGAAUGGAGUGAAAUUAAAUUAGUGGGAGUUAGGCCAAAUGCUUACGAUUCAAGAAAUAUUGUACCAACUGGAGUAGCUUAUGAUGCAGCUAGCAAAAUGCUUUUCUUCGGAAUACCAAGGAUAUAUUCGAGAGUACCAAUUACUUUUGCUCAACUUAGUACCCGUAGUUACAAUUCAGCUGAAAUACCUAACCCUCCACUUGAUAAAUUCAGUGGAAAGAGUAAACAGCCAUUGACAUCAGUCUAUCAACCUGUGAUCGAUGAUUGCCGUAGACUUUGGGUUCUCGAUGUUGGAAUAGUGGAAAUCGAGUCUGAACGAAAGACAUAUCCCAUCAGAAAACCAUCACUUAUCGCCUUUGACCUUACAAAACCAAACUACCCAGAAAUUCACCGUUACGAAUUGACUGGUGAAGCUGGAAAGAAUCCUCUAGGAUACGGAGGAUUUGCUGUUGACGUUGUCAAUCCCAAACGUUGUAGCGACAAAAAUGAAAAAACAUAUAUCUACAUUGCAAACUUUGAUGAAAAUUCCUUAAUUGUGUAUGACAAAAGCAAAGGCCAGGCCUGGAGCUUGAAAGAUGACUCAUUUAAGCCCGAAGGUGUCACUACAUUUACACUUAACGGCAAGGAACAUAAGUUUAAAGCUGGAAUAUUCGGAAUAGCCCUGGGUGACAGGAAUAAAGAAGGAAACCGUCCAGCUUACUAUUUGGCAGGAUCCAGCACAAAGCUAUACAGACUCGAUACUAAGUUACUCAAGAAGAAGGGUUCAAAAUUAGAACCUAAACUUAUAGGAGAUCGUGGUUUUAAAACCGAAGCCAUUGCCUUGGCUUAUGAUCCUGAAACUAAAGUUCUCUUCUUUGCUGAAGCAGACUCUAGACAGGUUUCAUGCUGGAAUAUUAAGCACGAACUUAAGCCUGAGAACGUUGGUGUAAUUUACGCCAAUCCUAACUUCAAUUUUGGCACAGACAUUAUGGUUGACAGUAAAGGAUUCCUUUGGUUCAUGUCAAAUGGUCAGCCACCAAUUGACGAGAAAAUGGAGUAUGAUGUACCUCAAAUUCGUUUGAUGAAGGUGAAAACUAAAAGAGCAAUUAGAGGAGAAAAGUGUCAAGGGUAAUAAGAAAGCUAUGUAUCUGUCUAUCUAAAUAUCCGACGGAAUAUUUGCUUUGAGAUAUCAAUAAAUUGAAAAACGAAAUGAUUUAUUUUGAAA